Moesziomyces antarcticus is the source of this 4050-nucleotide messenger RNA. RefSeq lists its product as uncharacterized. NCBI's taxonomy places the organism in Eukaryota, Fungi, Basidiomycota, Ustilaginomycetes, Ustilaginales, Ustilaginaceae. Gene Ontology annotation, molecular function: DNA-binding transcription factor activity, RNA polymerase II-specific; zinc ion binding; DNA binding. Gene Ontology annotation, biological process: regulation of DNA-templated transcription; DNA-templated transcription. The coding region runs from base 1 to 4050 and encodes 1349 amino acids. The record is from RefSeq and is a predicted model, not a curated record. The transcript is spliced from 2 exons.
AUGAGUCCAUCCGCGCUCAGCUGGGCUGCCAUGCUCUACGCGCGACACUUCGCCGGCCUUUGCUGGGGCCCAUCAAUUGUCGUCGUCGCCAACAAUGAGCUUGAUCGUCUCUUUCCCUUCACCUUCAUCAUCCUGCCACACUCCCGCCGGUCCGCCUCGACACGCAACAGCGAUGGAGCUGUAGGCCCCGACACCGUUUCACCUCGCCUCCCUUCCGCAAACGCUCCCUCCAUCAUGCCAUCCUCCGACAUGAUGGCGGCCGCCGAGACCCUGGCGUCCGUCGCCUCCGCUGGCCCAUCCACACCGGCCCACGAAGCUCCUUCGUCUUCUCGAUCCCAACCCAGGAACUCCACCGCCUCGUCUUCGGCCAACACCUCGGAACCAAAGAAGCGAACGCGUCCCGUCAGCGCAUGCGAGGCCUGUCGCGCAAAGAAGGUGCGAUGCCUCCUCUCGCCAGACGCUCCCGUCUGCCAGAACUGCCUCGCCUCGGGCAAGCAGUGUCUCUUCCGCGUCGACGACCUCGCGCCCGCUCUCCGCGCAGCCCGUUUCGCUCACUGCGGUCCACCAAGCGCAAAUGCCAGAACCAUAGCCUCCAAAAAGGGAAACAAGUCCGCAGCACGCAAGUCCAUCGACGACUCCGACGAUGCCGCCGCCCGCCCCAAACCAGCCAAGCGCAAAAAGUCCACCGAGGACUCCGAGUCGCCCAUCCCCAAGGAAAAGGAUGCUGCACACCAAUCCACUCCGGCUGCCGCCUCUGCCGCCCCUGCCGCCGCCUCAUCGUCUUCUGCCGCAGCCAAGCACAAGGCAAAGGCCGUCUUCCGCUCCUUCGCCAAUCCCACCAACCUCGCCGCGCCUCUUCCCGUACCCAUCACAAACACGCCCAUGCAGCCUACCACCUCGGCAUCGUCUUCCUCCAACAUCAUGGCCUCGCCCUCCAGGACUUCGCAUCCCAACAUCGUGCGCAUGCAUUCCUCCUCAUCCUCCCGGCGCCGUUCAGAGACAACCUCCACACAGAACGACUUCUUCGAUCGAGACUUUGCCUCAUCCGCCGGCCCCUCGACUUCCUCCGCUAUGGCCUAUCACAAACAGCGAUUCGAUCAUUCCGGCAUGGUAGGGGCGCCCAUCGACCCAUUUGCACAAUCCCACGACGCUUCCUACUAUGGCCAUCCCGUCGAGGUCGCCGCUGCGUCCGGAGUCAGCCCAGCCUCGGGAGCUCCUUCCGUCUUCCUCCAGCACCAGUCUCCAAGCGACGGCAGCGUCUUUUCCAAUCGAUCCGGUCGCUCUGCCACCAUGUUUGCGGCGCCCAAGCCUCUUCAUCCGCCAUCCGUCGACCAGCACACAUCGCGACGCAAGCUCUCGGCACCCGCCUCACAUUCUCGCAGACCUCCAAGUCGACCCAUCGACCCCAUGUCGCUCGAGUACUACGGCCACCCCUCCGAUUCCGCUUCAGUGCACAAGUUCGAGGAUCCAGACCGACCGCUCGUAGAUCGCAACAUGCCCCACAACGAGUCUGGCUCUCCCGCUCGCGGUGUCUCCGCAGAGCUUCGCGACGGCAUCGAGAGGUGGCAGCGCAGCGGUGCCAGCCGCCCAGGUGACGAGCACGACGAGUCUGCGGUCCAAGAGAUCCUCGUCGCCCAGCCGCGCCCAAAGAUCGUUCUGCCCUUCUUCCGAUGGUUCGGCACUACGGCCAACACGCCUGGCUACCGAAAGAUCAAGGUCGGCGUCCUCCAGGACUCGGAGGUGCCCGGCACCGACGAGCUCGCUCCAGCGCUCGAGGCCAACCAAGCCUCGGAAAACCCGCCCAACUUUGGCUUCACCAUUCGCGACGACGACGACACCGCCGCUACGCCCGCCAAACCCUUGGACGACAGCGUGCUCUCCCCGCAUCCAGCGCGCACUGCGAGCCCUGGCGCGCACCGCUUCGAGAACAAGGCAUCGUCCUCGGUCACCCGCGAGCUCUUUGAGAUCAACCGCCCAAGAUAUCCGCGCAAAGACAUCCUCGAACACCUCGUCUCGCUCUUUCUCACCCACUUCAAGUCGUCCUGGUGCCCAUGGAUGGAGGACGACGAACUCAAAAACGGCGUCGACAACGGAUCCAUGCCCGCCAUCCUCGCCAACGCCGUAUGCGCUGUGGCUGCACGCUUCUCCAACCGACCCGAACUGCGCAAAGUGCCGCGCAAAUCGUCGGGCGAUCCGUUCAGCGAGAUGGCCAAGAUCCUCAUCAUCCCGCUCCUCUCUUUUCCCUCGAUCGAGGUCAUCGAGGCGCUCAUCCUGCUCAGCUACGCCGAGUUUGCCGCCGGCAGCGACUCUGGCCUGUGGAUGUACGUCGGCAUGGCGCUCCGCAUGGCGCAGGACCUCGGCCUGCAGCACGAGGUGAGCAUCCAGAGCAUCCCCAACGAAAAGCACCAGGAAAAGGCUCGCCUGCUCUUUUGGGCUGUCAUUGCGCUCGACCGCAUCACCACCUUCGGUACGGGCCGGCCCGUUUCGAUCCGAGAAAACGAGAUCGACAUUGAACUGCCCAAGCUGACCGAGAGCAGCGACAUGAAGGACGAGACGGUGGUAUUUGGUCACGUGGUGCGCAUCCUCAUGCUCCGAGGACGCAUGGGCGAGCUGCUCAACCGACGCGAGCGCGACGACUCGUCCAUCUCGGCAGAGACCACCAAGCGCGACCUCACGCGCAUGUGGUUCGAGCUCGCGCAGAGCUACUCCGAUCUUCCGGCCAACUUGCACUUCAACGUGCAGACGUUCCAGAAGAGCGCCACGCACAAUCAGAGCCCUGGCUUCGUGUAUUUGCACGUGCUCUUCCAGUCGACGAUCGGACUGCUCGAUCGUCCGGCGCUCAUGAAAAAGUUCACGGGCGAUUCGGUGCCGCUGCUGCCGUCGUUUGCUCCCGCGGCCAGUGCGGCAGCUAGCAGAACGAUCGCGGAUAUCCUCACGCUUGGCGACGCGUUCGACGAUCGAUGCAUCACUGCUUCGCCUUAUCUCGAUCAGCUCGUGCUGCCGGCGGGCCGGUCGUUUGUGGCCGAGCGCGAGGCGGCAAGGGAGGCGCUGCGCAACAUGGGCCACGGCACGACGCCGGCACCGAGUCGGCCUCCGUCACGCGGUGGGCCUGCGCAGCAGCAGCAACAGAGUCGCACGAGUGCGCUUGUUUCGACCAAGUCGUACGCCGAGAUCAACCUGGGUGCGUGCCAGAGGAUCCUGCAGAAGCUGCAGCAGUACUGGGCGGGUGCAUCGUGGCCGCUGCGAGCGCUUGAACAGGAGGCGGCAGGUAACGGCAGCGAGGUGGAUCCGCAGGCGUCGGACGAGGAUGCGCAGAGCGCGCCCAUCCGCGACAUCGAGAUGGUGCUCAAGUGGGCCAAGUCGCGCAUCCGCUCCAAGAAGCGGCUGGCACGCUCGCUGCACGCCACGCCCAAGGCGGACGCUAUGGCGCUCGACUCGAUCGACGGCGUCAACGGCAUCCUGGCCGCCAACACUACAGGCUCGGACGAGUUUGCUUCGACACACAGUGGCGACUCGCCGUUUGGACUGGGGAUCUCGGCCGGGUUGACGUUUGAUAUCGAUGCGCUUAUGGGGAGCUGGCAGAUGGACCAGUUUGAUCCCGUGGCUUCGUUCCAUGCGCCGAUUUCCAUGGCGCAGUUCGAGGCUACGCCUGCCCAUGCGCAGCAAGAGCAGCACGAGCAUCAACAGCCACAGCCACAGACGUAUGGAGAGGGUGGCGGAUAUGUGUAUGGUGGAGAGGCAGGUGGACGACGCACAUCCAUGUCGGGUCAGGCAGCGCAGCAUUUGCAUCCGUCAGCAGCGGGGGGCGUGAUGGUAUCGCCUAGCCGCACGCAUUCGCAUGCACGCACGGGGUCUAUGGGCACAGCACUCACACCCUACGCCCAUCCACCAACCCCAGGCCAGCUCGAUACAUCGUCAUUCGCAGUCGCCGAGUUCUUUUCCCAUGACCAGAGCGUCUGGCCCCUCGCGAUUCAGAACGACGACUUUGACCAGGAGGCGGUCAACCUCAUCGCCUCCGCCAUGCAGUUACCCUCCUACCCACAGCAGUAG